Messenger RNA from Malania oleifera, 1828 nucleotides. RefSeq names its product sugar transporter ERD6-like 7. Lineage: Eukaryota; Viridiplantae; Streptophyta; Magnoliopsida; Santalales; Ximeniaceae. Gene Ontology annotation, molecular function: sugar transmembrane transporter activity. The transcript has 18 exons. The coding region runs from base 92 to 1558 and encodes 488 amino acids. The record is from RefSeq and is a predicted model, not a curated record. Gene Ontology annotation, cellular component: membrane. Gene Ontology annotation, biological process: carbohydrate transport; transmembrane transport.
ACCUCCAUUCUUUUGACUUGGCCUCCUUAAAUCUUCUCUUUCAAUAUGCUACUAGGACACAAGGCCACGAAGAAGGAAAAAGCCUAUAGAAAUGGCCAUUAAACAGGAUGUAGAGAGAGUUGAGCACAGUGAGCAAGAAGAGAUAACAGAACCACUCUUACAGCGAGAGAAGAGCUUGGUCAACAAAGGAGAUGGAUUUGGUGCAGAAUAUCAAACUGGCAAAAGAAACAAAAGGCCUGUCUGGAUGGUUUACCUCAGCACAUUUGUUGCAGCCUGUGGUUCAUUUGAAUUUGGAACCUGCGGAGCAUAUUCAUCACCUACUCAGACAGCUAUAAGGGAAGAUCUCAAUCUAUCUCUUGCAGAGUACUCAUUGUUUGGCUCCAUUUUGACUUUUGGUGCAAUGGUUGGAGCAAUAACAAGUGGACCAAUUGCUGAUUUGAUUGGCCGCAAAGGGGGAAUGAGAGUAGCCACUGCUUUCUCUGUUGCAGGAUGGCUAGCCAUUUAUUUUGCAAAGGGGGUUUGGCCACUAGACAUUGGAAGACUGGCAUCAGGAUACGGAAUGGGAGUCUUUUCCUAUGUGGUACCUGUUUUCAUAGCCGAAAUUGCACCCAAAAAUUUCCGAGGAGCAUUGACUGCUGUCAAUCAGCUCAUGAUCUGUUCUGGGAUGGCAUUCGCCUACAUAUUAGGGACUGUGCUGACAUGGAGGGCUUUGGCAUUAACUGGACUAAUCCCUUGCAUUGUAGUUUUUGUGGGUCUAUUUCUCAUUCCAGAAUCUCCGAGGUGGCUGGCAAAAACAGGACGUCAAAAAGAGUUUGAAGCCGUACUGCAGAAACUUCGUGGCAAGGAUGCUGACAUAUCAGAUGAACUCAAUGAAAUUCAAGACUAUAUAGAAACACUCCAAAAGCUUCCAAAAGCCAAAAUUCUGGAUUUGUUUCAAAGAAGAUAUCUGCGCUCAGUCAUUAUAGGAGUUGGGUUGAUGGUUUUUCAACAAUUUGGCGGAAUCAAUGGAGUUUGCUUUUAUGUCGGCAGUAUUUUUGAGUCAGCAGGAUUUUCUUCCAAUAUUGGGUCAAUAACGUUUGCUUGCCUUCAGGUCGUGUUCUCAGCACUAGCUGCAACCGUGGUAGACAAGGCUGGAAGAAAACCCCUUCUACUGGUUUCUGCAUCAGGAUUGGUUGUCGGCUGCAUACUGACAGGGAUUGCAUUUUAUAUGAAGGGGCAUGAAUUAUCACUCAAGGCUGUCCCUGCACUUGCUGUAACUGGCAUACUGAUGUACAUAGGAUCCUUUCAAGUGGGAAUGGGAGCAGUUCCUUGGAUUAUAAUGUCUGAGAUAUUCCCUAUAAAUAUUAAAGGAGUAGCUGGAAGCCUAGCAACAUUAGUUAACUGGUUCGGUGCAUGGGUGAUCUCGUACACUUACAACUUUCUCAACUCAUGGAGCUCUUAUGGUACAUUUGCUCUUUAUGCUGUAAUAAAUGCAUUGGCCAUCUUGUUUGUCAUCACUUUGGUUCCUGAAACAAAGGGGAGAACCCUGGAACAAAUCCAGGCUGCUAUUAACAAAUAGAAAACCAGAAAAUUUAAAGGCCAUUGUAUUGCUGUCCACAGACAGAAACAUUUAAAGGAUUGGACAUCAAAUUUGUUUUUCACUCGGCAGGUGGCCAUAAAACAAGUACUGUGUUUUUUUCUUGAAAAGACUCAUCAUUCUUGUUUCUAUUUUCAUGAUUUUUGAAUAGAAAAGAAACAUGGUCAUAUUUCCACUGUUUUCUCACUCUACAAAUCAUGAGUGUAUUUGGCUAUUUUGCCAUUGAGAUAUUAAUUGCUCUUUUUCACUCAA